Molecule: messenger RNA, 726 nt
Organism: Penaeus monodon (black tiger shrimp)
Lineage: Eukaryota; Metazoa; Arthropoda; Malacostraca; Decapoda; Penaeidae
Product: glutathione S-transferase C-terminal domain-containing protein homolog
Source: RefSeq, a predicted model, not a curated record
UCAUAUCCACUUGCAGUUAGUCCCCAAGCCGGACAAAUGCCUGCUAAAAGACUAGAAAGAAAAUGCCAACAACUUGAAAACAUUGUUUCUGCAGUCAGGCAAGUAGCCAGAGAUGGCGAUAUAAUUGUUGAUUUUUGUGCAGGUGGAGGUCAUGUUGGUAUUGUCUUGGCAUAUUGCCUACCAAACUGCAAGAUUUUAUUUGUUGAAAAUAGUGAAACUUCCUUGAUCCGUGCAUACGAACGAGUUAAAAGGGGCCCCUUGGAAUCCCCAAUGUCCAUUUUUUUCAAAGUAACCUUGACUAUUUCCAAGGUUAUUUCAAUGUUGGUGUAUGUCUACAUGCAUGUGGAGUAGCCACUGAUCUGGUAUUACAGAAGUGUAUAAAUCAGAAAGCAGCAUUUGUGUGUUGUCCAUGUUGCUAUGGGGGAGUGCAAACUAAUCACAUUUUAGAAUACCCACGAAGCCAAUUAUUCUGCAGCCUUUCCCUUUCUGUAGAAGAUUACUUAAUUCUGGGCCAUGCAGCAGAUCAGACCCAUGAUGAGAGUAAUCCAAAAACCAAACAAGGCCAAAAAUGUAUGCAACUCAUUGACAUAGAUAGGUUGGCACUUGCUCAAAGUUUUGGAUAUACUACAAAACUCAUUCUAAUGGAACCAAGAACAUGCUCACCAAAGAAUCAUCUUCUUAUUGGAAUUCAAAAAAAUUGAUGUAUCUUAAAGGUAUAUUAAUAAA